Apus apus (common swift) is the source of this 2832-nucleotide messenger RNA. It is a transcript of the gene P3H3, whose product is annotated as prolyl 3-hydroxylase 3. Gene Ontology annotation, biological process: collagen metabolic process. The coding region runs from base 21 to 2345 and encodes 774 amino acids. NCBI's taxonomy places the organism in Eukaryota, Metazoa, Chordata, Aves, Apodiformes, Apodidae. Gene Ontology annotation, molecular function: iron ion binding; L-ascorbic acid binding; protein binding. The record is from RefSeq and is a predicted model, not a curated record. Gene Ontology annotation, cellular component: endoplasmic reticulum. The transcript has 16 exons.
CCCCGGCCUCCUGCGCGGCCAUGGCCUCCCUUCUGCUGCCGCUCUGCCUCCUCCUCCUCCUCCCCGCCGCCGCCGCCUCGCCGGGCCGCCUGCUGCCCUACGACCUGCUCUACGCGGACGGCGUGCGCGCCUACGUGGCCCGGGAGUGGGGCCGGGCGGCCGAGCUGCUGCAGCGCGCCCUGCAGAGCUACGCGGGGCUGCGGGAGGCCCGCCGCGCCUGCCGCGCCGCCUGCCUGCGGGAGGCCGCCUUCCUCGGCGGGCCGGCGGGGGCCGGGCGCUGGGAGGCCGCCCUCUUCGGCCGGGUGCUGCGGCGUGCCGACUGCCUGCAGCACUGCCUGCGGGGCCGGCUGGGCGCCGCGCCCUCCGCCCACCGCGCCAGCCGCGCCGUCCGGCGGGACUUCCAGAGGAGGGAGCCCUACAACUACCUGCAGGUGGCUUUCUUCCAGCUGAAGAAGCUGGACCAGGCCGUGUCCGCUGCUCACACCUUCUUCGUCGCCAAUCCCCAGCACCUGCAAAUGCGGGAGGACAUCGAGAAGUACCGGCGGAUGUCGGGGGUCAAGUCCCACAGCUUCCGCGACCUGGAGGCCGCGCCGCACUGGGAAGCGUACGAGGCUGGGGUGCAGCACUACAGCGCCGAUGAGUAUGUGCAGGCGGUGGCCAGGCUGGAGGAGUCACUCUCAGAAGCGCUGUCAGCUCUGGAGGAGUGUCGUGCCCUGUGUGAAGGGCCUCGGGAGGAUGACGACGAGGAGGAGAUGCAGCCUGGCCUGUAUGAAGCCGUUGCAGCCCAUUAUAUUCAGGUUUUGAAGUGCAGACAGCAGUGUGUCCUUGAAAUUGCCACAAAGCCAGGGCGGUUUUCUGCCACGGAAGAUUUCAUUCCCUCUCAUCUUGAUUUACUGCAGUUUGCCUACGACCAAGAACCACUCUUGCUCAAGCCUGUGGCCACCAAGGGAGGGAGAUCCCACGUGGGAACCUUUCAGUCUUCUUGUGCAGCUUCUGUGUUGUGUGGCUGUUCCCACUUCUUUCCUCCAGCACUCUUCAUUUCAAGUCUUGCUCCAACUAUCUGCUGUGUGUUUUAUACCCUCCUUUUCAUUGGGAACCAGAUGCUAGCUGCUGAAUGUGCUGCUUCCUACUUGCUCUUCUAUCCCACGGAUGAGCCUGUGUUGGAGAAAAUGAAGCAGUAUCGCACAGAACUGGGAGAGGACACGGCUGUCACAGCCAGAGAGAGUAUUCAACACUAUGUUCAGAGAUCUUUGAUGGAGAAGAAGUUGAUUUAUUAUGCCGUGGAGCAUCUAGGAGAAGCUUUUAAUGACCCUGAUCUUUGGACUCCAGAUGAGCUGAUUCCUGAAAACCUAAAGGAGAAACACAGAGAGGAUCAGGAGAAGCAAAAGCAGGAAAAUCUGGAUAUGGAAGAGAGGGAGGAAAGAGGUCCUUUGCCUUUUGAGGGUAUUGCUGUCACUAUGGAUUCCCACCAGAUGAACGGAACCCAGAGGGUUGUGUUUGACAGAGUGCUGACAGAAUCUGAGUGUAGGGACCUUCUCAGGCUGACAAAGGCAGCAGGAGAAGCUGGAGAUGGCUACCGGGCAAGGCGGUCACCUCACACCCCUCAUGAGAGGUUUGAAGGGUUAACUGUUCUGAAGGCCAUGCAGCUGGCCCAGAAUGGGGACGUGGACUGGAGAGAUGCCAAAUUACUUCUGCAGGCCAGUGAGAAAUCACGGAAAAUCAUAGAGUCCUAUUUUACUCCUGGAAAGAAACUUCAUUUCUCAUUCACACACCUGGUGUGCCGCACAGCUGUAGAUGAGAAACAGGAAGGUCGCAUGGAUCUUAGUCAUCCUGUUCAUGCUGAUAAUUGUCUCUUGGAUCCUGAGGGGCAAGAGUGCUGGAGAGAACCACCUGCCUAUGUCUACAGGGACUACAGUGGCAUUCUCUACCUCAAUGAUGACUUCCAGGGUGGAGGCCUUUUCUUUACUGAAAUGGACACUGUGACUGUCACAGCUGAGGUGCAUCCAAAGUGUGGGAGGCUGGUAGCCUUCAGCUCUGGCAAGGAGAACCCACACGGCGUGUGGGCCGUGAGCCGCGGGAGACGCUGCGCUGUUGCUCUCUGGUACACACACUCCCAGGAGCACGCUGAGCAGGAACGGGUGAAGGCAGAGGAGCUGAUGAAGCAGAGGGCUGUGGAACAGGACCAGACUGAUGGAGAAGAACGUCAGGGGGCUGGUGGCCGUGGCAGGUCCUCCUCAGAGCCUUCUGCUCCCAACAGCAGAGCCAGGCCCAUGAGCCAGAGACACAAGCCUGGCUCAGAUGGGACACAGCACCCCAAGGAACUGCGGGCCAGAGAUGAGCUCUGAGUACACAGGGCCCUUGGGGGCAGGACUGGCACACACUGUGGCCUGGCAGGUCGCAGUGGCACCGGGACCACAGAGACCUGGAGCAGAGUCUUAGCAUGCUAGAGAUGUAGUGAUGGGGAGGGAUGCAGCUUUCUUCUCUGUGGCAUCCCAACAGCUGAAAAAUGGGAGUAAGGACAGAGUAAUAAAGUCAGUGACACCUGGACCUUUCUUCGCCACCUCACCAACAUGUUUGUGUCACUCAGAAGUAAGAUGGCAAGUUCCCUUUACCCCAGCCUCCUCUCAGUACCAGCUUCUUGGUCAUCCAAGGCCAAAUGCAAGUGGAGGAGGGGCUUGGGGUGUUUCAGCAGGGGCCAUCUCACAUUCAGGAUCUCAAAAUGGAAGCCUCUGAAUUUCCUAGGAACCUGCAGACUCCAGAACCUUGCCGUUGGUCUGGGGGAGGGGAGAUGGGGGACUGUGAAUCUAUGGAAUAAAAAUGAAAUGCUGGACA